Molecule: messenger RNA, 1875 nt
Organism: Candidozyma duobushaemuli
Lineage: Eukaryota; Fungi; Ascomycota; Pichiomycetes; Serinales; Metschnikowiaceae
Exons: 1
Coding region: 1-1875 (624 amino acids)
Cellular component (GO): cytoplasm; ubiquitin ligase complex
Molecular function (GO): protein binding
Source: RefSeq, a predicted model, not a curated record
AUGCCUCUGGAAACAUUGAAUGAAGUUCCGGUGGAAUUUCCUAUGAAUAAUAGGGCUGUCUCGCUGCUGGACACCAGAGUUGCUUCUUCCUCGGAUGCAGAUCCCGAAAAAGCAUAUAAAAAUCUACUCUGGGCCUGUCGAAUCGGUGAUACUGACUUGGCCGAUUCGAUUACCCUAUUGCCCCAGCUUGACAUCAAUAAAGUCGAUGAAUGGGAUUAUCUGCCGCUCAUUCUUGCAUCUUUGUGUGGGCACUUACCCAUUGUGGAGAUGCUCCUAGCAAGAGGAGCAAUCUGUGAAAGAGACACUUUCCAAGGAGCUCGUUGUAUCUAUGGUGCUCUUACAGACGAUAUCAGAAACACGCUCUUGAGUUAUAACAUCACGAAGAAGACUGAUACGGAUCAACCUUUCCUGGCGCAUAUCUCCAGCUUAUUAUCGCCAUUGAUGGUGUCAUACGCUUGCAAAGACAUUGCUUUCGUGUUUCCACAUGAACGAGACAGAGAGUUACAGGUUUUGGUGGUCAAUCGGUUUCUUCUUGCGGCAAGAAGCUCAUAUUUUAGAGAGCGAGUCUUGCCCGGUGGUAUUUGGUGCUCUUUAUCCAAGAUCACCAUGCCUGCUGAGAUAGAUGCAACGAUCUUCAAGGCCGUGAUAGACUACUUGUAUCUUAGAACGGAUUUUUUGCCGCUCGAGAAGCCUCCCAUGCAAUUGCUACAGUACGCAUUGGACUUCAAUCUCGACCAUUUGCUCACAGCGAUUCUGUAUGAGGAUGAACUCAAACCAAAGGCUGUGAAGUCACGUCAAGACGCCGAGUUGCAGUUUGUAAAGGACGCAAGACUGGAUAUGGAAGGUUUUUUAGAGAGUCACAUUUUCCCCAAUGUCCUUGUAAAAUCUCUCGACGAUAUCGAUCUCAAGGAGCUCAAGUAUGGAAGUGAUCAAGACGACGAGGAAGAAGAGGAGGUUGACUUUGAAGAGCUCGAUGUUAGCAGAAUGCUUAGCUACGAGGAGCGCAAGCUGCUCAUGGAGUCAUCCGCCCUUCCAGAUGCAAUCUUGUGCUCCGUGGAUCUCGAGUCCAAUACCGUUGUGUUUUAUCCGGUUCAUCGAGCAAUGUUGGUGAGAGCUAAUCUCUAUCAGACCAUGGUCGAUCCCAACUGGUCAACAGAAGCAGCAGAGAUUCCAUUUGUUGAUUUUCAAGGCGACUACUCUGCUCCGAAAACGGUCGACAGGCCGUUAAUGGAACCACACCAUGUUCCUGUCAUUAGAACGUAUAUGGGUGCCACAAGAAGAAAAGUGCCGGAAGUAAUACUUCGCUUUUUAUACUAUAACGACUCUGUGGUGGUUGAGCCUGAGAUAGCCGUCGAGGUUCUUCUUGCGUCUGAUGAACUCAACAUUGAAAGACUUAAAUCCAUCAGUGUGUUGAGUCUUACAAAUUUUGUGGGAAGUUUUGCAUUGGAGAAAAUUGGUGAGCUUCCAUCAAAGGUUGGCUAUGAUGUGUUCGAACUUAUUGAGAUUUCAUGGCGUUUGCAAGCCGAACGGCUCGAGCAACACAUGACGAAGCUCAUUGCACACAACAUAGAGGCCGUCUUCGAGGAUAAAAAGCUCCGGAGCAAGCUCUUACAGUUGAUCAAAGCCAGUGCCCAUAGAAUUCAGGAGCGUCAAUCUACGGAUACUAUCGAGUUGGUGGAUGAUAUGCGGUACUACUUGGCCAAGAAGUACGCUGUGUAUGACGAAUUCACCAACUUGGAAGGUAUUGGUGCCACUUUGAACCCCAAUAUGGCCGAGCCAGAAGAUAACCGGACCUUCAAAGCAGCAUUGCUUGAUUACGAGUACGACGUCAUGAUUGUGGAUAAGCUUUUAGACGAAUUGGGCUUGGACGCCUAA